Molecule: messenger RNA, 120 nt
Organism: Racocetra persica
Lineage: Eukaryota; Fungi; Glomeromycota; Glomeromycetes; Diversisporales; Gigasporaceae
Source: the annotation of a GenBank genome assembly
GACAAAGAUUCAUCCGCUAGUCCAACUCCAACUCCAACUCCAACAUCAUUAUCAUUACACCCUUCAAACGUUGAACAUCAGGGAAACAUUAUAUCUACAAUGACCAUACGUGUUACGACU